UCGUGGCCUACCGCUGCCGGACGUGCGGCAUCUCCCCUUGCAUGUCGCUGUGCGCCGAGUGCUUCCACCAGGGCGACCACACGGGACACGACUUCAACAUGUUCCGCAGCCAGGCCGGGGGCGCCUGCGAUUGCGGGGACAGCAACGUGAUGCGGGAGAGCGGGUUUUGCAGAAGACAUCAAAUUAAAUCAAGUUCAAAUAUCCCUUGUGUCCCCAAAGACUUACUGAUGAUGUCUGAAUUUGUGCUUCCAAGAUUUAUUUUUUGUCUCAUUCAGUACUUAAGAGAAGGCUAUAAUGAGCCAGCAGCUGAUGUACCAUCAGAAAAAGACCUUAGCAAAGUUCUUCAGCUUUUGGAACCUCAAAUUUCCUUUUUAGAAGAUCUAACUAAAAUGGGAGGAGCGAUGCGGUCUGUUCUUACUCAGGUUUUGACAAACCAACAGAACUACAAAGAUCUGACUUCUGGUCUUGGAGAAAAUACUUGUGCAAAGAAAAGUCACGAAAAGUACCUUAUAGCUUUGAAGAGCUCUGGACUUACCUAUCCUGAGGAUAAACUUGUAUAUGGUAUACAGGAGCCAUCUGCUGGCACUAGCACUCUGGCAGUUCAAGGUUUUGCAGGUGCAACAGGGACAUUGGGACAACUAGAUUCUUCAGAUGAGGAGGAUCAGGAUGGAAGUCAAGGUCUGGGCAAGAGAAAAAGGGUCAAACUAAGCAGUAGCACCAAAGAUCAAUCCAUAAUGGAUGUUUUGAAACAUAAAAGUUUCCUAGAAGAACUAUUGUUUUGGACUAUAAAAUAUGAAUUCCCCCAGAAGAUGGUAACUUUCUUACUCAAUAUGCUUCCAGAUCAAGAGUAUAAGGUUGCUUUUACAAAAACUUUUGUUCAGCAUUAUGCUUUCAUUAUGAAAACACUGAAGAAAAGUCAUGAAUCAGACACGAUGUCUAACAGAAUUGUUCAUAUUAGUGUUCAGUUGUUCAGCAAUGAGGAGCUGGCAAGACAGGUAACAGAAGAAUGUCAGCUGCUGGAUAUUAUGGUCACUGUGCUAUUAUACAUGAUGGAAAGUUGCCUUAUUAAAAGUGAGCUACAAGAUGAAGAAAAUAGUUUACAUGUGGUAGUGAACUGUGGAGAAGCGUUGCUGAAGAAUAACACUUAUUGGCCUCUUGUCAGUGAUUUUAUUAAUAUUCUUUCUCAUCAAAGUGUGGCUAAGAAAUUUUUGGAGGACCAUGGUCUGUUAGUUACAUGGAUGAACUUUGUAUCUUUCUUUCAAGGUAUGAACUUAAACAAGCGAGAACUAAAUGAGCAUGUGGAAUUUGAGUCUCAGACCUACUAUGCUGCCUUUGCUGCUGAACUUGAGGCAUGUGCACAGCCAAUGUGGGGGCUUUUAUCACAUUGUAAAGUGAGGGAAACCCAAGAAUAUACUCGAAAUGUUGUUAGAUAUUGCCUUGAAGCUCUUCAAGACUGGUUUGAUGCAAUUAACUUUGUAGAUGAGCCAGCUCCCAACCAAGUCACCUUUCAUCUGCCACUACAUCGUUACUAUGCUAUGUUUCUGAGUAAGGCUGUGAAAUGUCAAGAACUAGAUUUGGAUUCUGUUUUACCAGAUCAGGAAAUGUUAAUGAAACUAAUGAUUCAUCCACUCCAAAUUCAAGCAAGUCUUGCUGAAAUCCACAGCAAUAUGUGGGUAAGAAAUGGUCUGCAAAUCAAAGGACAAGCCAUGACCUAUGUUCAAUCUCAUUUCUGUAAUUCCAUGAUCGAUCCUGACAUUUACCUAUUACAGGUUUGUGCUUCUAGACUUGACCCAGAUUAUUUUAUUUCAUCUGUCUUUGAAAGAUUUAAGGUAGUGGAUUUGUUGACAAUGGCGUCGCAACAUCAAAACACAGUACUUGAUGCAGAGCAUGAGAGGUCGAUGUUAGAAGGCGCUCUUACAUUUCUUGUGAUUCUUUUGAGUCUUCGUUUACAUUUAGGAAUGUCUGAUGAUGAGAUUCUUAGGGCAGAGAUGGUAGCCCAGCUGUGUAUGAAUGACAGGACACAUAGUUCAUUGCUGGACCUCAUUCCAGAAAAUCCAAAUCCCAAAAGUGGCAUUAUUCCGGGCAGUUAUAGCUUUGAAUCAGUUUUAUCAGCUGUAGCUGAUUUUAAGGCUCCUGUUUUUGAACCUGGAGGUUCUAUGCAACAAGGCAUGUAUACUCCUAAAGCUGAAGUCUGGGAUCAGGAGUUUGACCCCGUCAUGGUCAUUCUUCGAACAGUUUACCGUAGAGACGUGCAGUCUGCAAUGGACAGAUAUACAGCAUUUUUAAAACAGAAUGGAAAAUUCCCUGGAAAUCCUUGGCCUCCUUAUAAGAAAAGGACACCACUCCAUCCCAGCUAUAAAGGUCUCAUGAGACUAUUGCACUGUAAAACUUUACAUAUUGUGCUAUUCACUCUGCUUUACAAGAUUUUAAUGGAUCAUCAAAAUCUGUCAGAACAUGUACUCUGCAUGGUUUUAUAUCUGAUUGAAUUAGGACUUGAAAAUUCAGCUGAUGAGGAAUCAGAUGAAGAGGCAUCAGUGUGUGGACCAGAACGUUGUCAUGACAGUUGGUUUCCUGGCAGUAAUUUAGUAGCCAACAUGCGACACUUUAUAAACUAUGUUAGAGUGAGAGUUCCAGAGACUGCUCCUGAAGUGAAGAGAGACUCACCUGCAAGUACCAGCUCUGAUAGCUUGGGUUCUUUACAAAGUUCACGAAGGCCUAAAGUUCUUCAAAGAGAGAAUUCUGGUACAGCCCAAGUUUUCAGCUUAGUAGCAGAGCGUAGAAAGAAGUUUCAGGAGAUCAUCAAUCGUAGCAGCAAUGAAGCAAAUCAGGUGGUUCGUCCUAAAACUUCAAGUAAAUGGUCUGCUCCUGGUUCAGCUCCACAGUUAACUACAGCCAUUUUGGAAAUUAAAGAAAGUAUAUUGUCUUUGCUAAUUAAACUUCACCACAAACUCUCAGGAAAACAAAACUCCUACUAUCCUCCUUGGCUUGAUGACAUAGAAAUUUUGAUCCAACCAGAAAUUCCUAAAUAUAGUCAUGGAGAUGGUAUAACUGCGGUAGAAAGAAUUUUACUAAAAGCUGCAUUGCAAAGCAGAAUGAACAAACGUAUCAUUGAAGAGAUAUGUAGAAAAGUGACCCCUCCUGUACCACCCAGAAAAGUCACUGCAGCAGAGAAGAAAACAUUGGACAAAGAAGAAAGGCGACAAAAGGCUAGAGAGAGGCAGCAAAAAUUGCUUGCAGAGUUUGCUUCACGACAAAAAAGCUUUAUGGAAACUGCAAUGGAUGUUGAGAGAUUUUUCUUCUCAGAUUCUCCAGAGAAUGAUAUUCCUAUGGAGAUCACCACAGCAGAACCACAAGUUUCUGAGGCAGUAUAUGAUUGUGUUAUUUGUGGGCAGAGUGGCCCCUCCUCUGAAGACCGACCUACAGGAUUGGUUGUUCUGUUACAAGCAUCCUCAGUUUUGGGGCAGUGCCGUGACAACACUGAGCCAAAAAAGUUGCCUAUCACUGAAGAGGAACAGAUUUAUCCUUGGGAUACAUGUGCAGCAGUUCAUGAUGUGAGGCUUUCAUUAUUACAGCGUUAUUUUAAAGAUAGUUCUUGUCUCUUGGCAGUAUCAAUUGGCUGGGAAGGAGGUGUUUAUGUACAAACCUGUGGACAUACAUUACAUAUAGAUUGUCAUAAGUCUUACAUGGAAUCAUUACGGAAUGACCAGGUUCUUCAGGGGUUCUCCGUGGACAAAGGAGAAUUCACCUGUCCUCUCUGCAGGCAGUUUGCGAACAGUGUUCUUCCUUGUUAUCCUGGAAGCAAUAUGGAAAAUAACCUUUGGCAACGUCCUAGUAACAAAAGCUUACAAGAUCUCAUAAAGGAAGUGGAGGAGCUGCAGGGACGGCCGGGAGCUUUCCCAUCUGAAACUAACUUAAGUAAAGAAAUGGAAUCUGUAAUGAAAGAUAUAAAAAAUACUACUCAGAAGAAAUAUAGAGACUAUAGCAAGACCCCAGGCUCACCAGACAAUGAUUUUCUUUUUAUGUAUUCUGUUGCUAGAACAAAUUUGGAACUUGAAUUAAUACAUCGAGGAGGCAAUUUGUGUUCAGGGGGUGCAAGCACAGCUGGCAAAAGGUCUUGUUUAAAUCAACUGUUCCAUGUAUUAGCCUUGCACAUGCGGCUUUAUAGCAUUGAUUCUGAGUUUAAUCCCUGGAGAAAGCUUACUCAGUUAGAAGAGAUGAAUUCGCAGUUGGGAAAUGAAGAACAACAGCCUGAGGUUCCAAUUCUUUAUCAUGAUGCUACAUCCCUUUUGCUCAUCCAGAUUUUAAUGAUGCCACAACCCUUACGCAAAGACCACUUCACCUGCAUUGUGAAGGUGCUUUUUGCCCUACUGUACACACAAGCUCUUGCAGCACUUUCAGUCAAAUGCAAUGAGGAAGAUAGGUCAGCCUGGAAACAUACAGGAGCUCUCAAAAAGAAUACGUGUGAUGCAGAAAAGUCUUAUAAAGUGCUAUUGAGCUUUGUGAUAAGUGAACUAUCUAAAGGAAAGUUAUACCAUGAAGAAGGAGCUCAGGAGUGUGCAAUGGUUAGCCCUAUUGCUUGGUCUUCUGAAUCCAUGGAAAAAUACUUGCAGGACUUCUGCUUACCUUUCCUCAGAAUCACCAGCCUUCUUCAGCAUCACCUUUUUGGGGAAGAUUUACCUAGCUGCCAGGAAGAAGAAGAAUUUUCAGUUCUUUCCAGCUGCCUGGGACUUCUGCCAACAUUUUACCAAACAGAACAUCCCUUCAUCAGUGCCUCCUGUCUGGAUUGGCCAGUUCCAGCAUUUGAUAUUAUAGCUCAGUGGUGUUCUGAGAUAAAUUCAUUUACUGAAAGACAUGCAGAACAAGGAAAGGCCUUGCUUAUCCAAGAGUCAAGAUGGAAGUUACCACACCUACUACAGUUGCCUGAGAAUUAUAAUACCAUUUUCCAGUACUACCACAGAAAAACCUGCAGUGUCUGCACCAAGGUUCCUAAAGACCCUGCUGUUUGCCUUGUUUGUGGCACUUUUGUAUGCCUGAAAGGACUUUGCUGCAAGCAACAAAGUUACUGUGAAUGUGUAUUGCAUUCUCAGAACUGCGGUGCUGGCACGGGGAUUUUCCUCCUGGUCAAUGCGUCGGUGAUCAUCAUCAUCCGAGGGCACCGCUUCUGCCUGUGGGGCUCAGUGUACCUGGACGCGCACGGAGAGGAAGACCGGGAUCUUAGGCGAGGCAAGCCUCUCUACAUUUGUAAGGAAAGAUACAAAGUUCUUGAACAACAGUGGAUCUCUCAUACUUUUGAUCACAUCAAUAAAAGAUGGGGUCCACACUACAAUGGGCUCUGACUCACCACCUCAGCACUGCAUUAUAUUAUCAUUUUCAUUAAGAAUUUAUCAACAAUAAGCUUUAACUUAAUUUGGGGGAUUAACACUUUUGCUGAGGGGAAAAAAAGAAAACUUACGUUAUGAAGCCUUUCCAAAAUUAGGUGCUUGGUAAUCACAUUAAUGGUAUAAUAAUUUUAAAAAGUAUCUGGAGAACAUAAGUUACAAGUUAGAUCAUUCUUUAGUGGUCAUUUAAAAAAAAUCUACAAUUAAUAAGAAGCACAAUUUGACAAAAUUAUUUAAAACUGAUUCUCCCAGCAAUGCAUAUCAAUGAUUCAUUGAUACUUAGAGUGGGUGUGAUUUAUUUAAAGUUUUACUGCUUCUUUAUGUCUGUGUGUUAAUUUGCAUCUGCUAAACAUAAUGCAUCUUUUCCCCUCACCAUUCUUGUGUUGAUUUGAGAUUUUUGCUGUAUGUAAUUAGAAAAAAAUGUAAAACAUGAUUUAUGUGAAAUAUUGUAUAGUAAAAGUUGGUUUAAUAGUAGAACUUUAAAAUGUUUUCUUAUUGUGAGGAAUCUGUUAAAGUUUAAGGCUUUGCUGAAAACUUAAUUCAUUCUCAGGAAUUUCAUAAAUAUUCUCCCCAGGUAAAUAAUUGAAAUAAUUGUAAAAUAAGUAGAUAGCUGCUGUUAAUAUAAUACAGUACAUUUUGGGAGAUACAUGAGUGCUUGGGGAAGGGAGCCCUUAAAAUCAAAAUUUUCCAUUUCAGUUGGUUGAAUUACUGGAGGUAGUAACAAAUAGAUUUGACUAUAAAAUUAAGUUUUAAGAGCAUACACAUGGCAGAUUUUGAAUCUGCUGAUGCCCAUCUUUUAUUACCAACCACACUUUUUUUUUUAAUGACUGGAUUGGAAAUGCUCAGACUUCCCCACAAAUGAAGCAUAGUUUUGGAACUUUCCUUUCAACUCAAGAGGUUCAUCUAUAUAUUUGUGCAAUGUAAUCACUGCUAUUUCUGCUUGGUUUCCUAAAAAGGGGGGAAAAGGCUCAGUGGUGAGGACCCUCAUGAAUGAACCUCACAUCUGCAUUCUUCUUAAGUGCUGUUGUGAAAAGCAAUUUAUGUUUGUAGGGUUUUUAAGUCAGAAUGGGAAUGAUUGAGCUAAACUCUAUUAGAAGAGAAGGAAGAUUACAGAAAAGCAUGUUAUAUAUUGCUGCCGUUUUUUUUCCUUCCAAUUAAUUAAGUUGAUGAUUAUUUCAUACUUAGUGCUAUCAAGCAAUUCCAGAUACUUUGGACUGAACAUGGCUUGUUAUAUAAAAUUACAUUUUUACAUAUAAAAAUAACCUAAAAAACAUCUAGUGGUAAAAUAUAAAAAGUCAGAUCUAGCUUCUAAAAAUCAUGAAUGACAUGAUAUUACAGAAUAUGCAAGUGGACAUUAAAUGAUGGCCUUGGUUAAAGUAGAGAGAGCAGAACAGUACAUACUCAAAUGUGUUCAAAAAGUAAAAAAAUUACCUAUAGCUCUACAAUAAAAUACAUGGAAAUAGCUUGCUAUUUUUAUAUACAUUUCCAAAAUAUUAAGAUAACUUUCUGAAAGAUUAGAAUGAUUCUGUUUAAAUAGCUGUCCUUUCCAACUCAUUGCUACUUUUUACAGUAAUGUAUCAUAAGUUCAGCCUACCAUAUUUUUUUUUGCAUCAGUCAUUAUGAAUACCAGACCAUUUGUAAGUGUGGUUGAAGAGCAAAAUGCUAAUUUACAUCUCUAGUAAAUACUGUUUCAGGAUUCAUGAACUUGAAUAAUUCUACAGUUUGAAACUCUGAUGCUAUAUAUACAUGGUAUAAUGUAUUCAGACUUUGAUUACUACAUAUUUAAAAUGGAAUGUUUUAUGGUUGUGCAUAUGGAUGUGAAGUGAAAUAUUUAGCCUUAACAUUAAAAUUUGGGUUUGAUAGUGUUUAUUUUGAUAUUGGUGAAUUAGUCACCAAUAAAUUUUUUAAAAGCACUUGGUUGAAAAUUGUACUUGAAUUCAUACAUGCAUGCUGCUAAACUAGAACUUUAAUUUCCCCCCCAUAAUUUUUUUAAGUACCAUUUAUAAAUCCACUUUUAAAAAUAACAGAUCCAAGUUAGAGUGCUGUGUGUAUAUUAUUCAAAAAAUGUACUGGUGUGAUACCUUGUAUGAAUGAUCAUUUAAAUACAGUACAUUACUGUAGAAGCUAAAUCAAUCUUUAUAAUUAAGCAAAAAUUAUAAACCUAGGAAUAAUCAACAUUGUAAGAUAUGUUAAUAAAAACCUACUGUCAUUUGGUUUGUGAAAGGUCCUUAAAAUGUUUAAUGUUUACAUGUUUUUUCAAAGAUAUUGACAAUAAUGUAUGUAAGUGAGCACGGCUCAAAAGAUGAAAGCAUAACAUAGCUAAUAAUUGCUUUGAGGUGGAGUUUAAGUGUAAAGGGUUUGUUUUUUCUUUUUUCUUUUGAGAGCUAGUUCCUAUUUCUGCUAUCCUUGUGUUAAAAUUAAUGCAAAGCCUUUGCUAAGUGUAUGUGUUUUGGAAAGGAGUGGGGAGAAGAAAAUGGUUGUGCAGAUCUGAGGAACACUGCAUGGUCCUUGCUUUCUGAAAAUUCCCAGCUGGACUUUAGAAAUCUGAAGUGAUUCGUGAUAAUGGUCUUUUUGAAUGGUCUGUGGAGGUGUUUGAAUUGACAGUCCUCAUCCCUACCCCUCCAUCCUGGAGCUCACCAGCCAAUCAUCACCAGCCAGUUAGGAAUCCAUUUAUGUUUACAAACCUUUCUUUCUGCUUUAUGUGUUUUGAUAUUUAUUGAUUUCUUUGACCUAGAAGAAAUGCUGACAAAAGCACUGAAAGCUUGGAGAGAACAACAGCACGAGAGGAGAGGUGGCCCAGGAGUCUCUUGAGUCUUCUCCAGGAUUGUGAUUGCUAAUUCUCAAGUUCCCAUUCUUGGCUCAUAUUUGAGGUCAUGUUGACAACAACAAACCCCAAAAGAAUGCAACAUAGUUUUAACCACUAGAAUCACCAAGACAAGAUACAUUUAUUGUAGCUUGGGGUUAUGCCUGACACUUGAGAAUUAGUGGGAGAGCAGAAGACUUGUUACUGUCUCAGUUCCAUUCACAGCACAUAGUUCUUUCUUUUAUCUUUGUGAUCUGACUGGAUCAAGCUCAUCAGGGGUGAGCUGGAGUGGGCAGAAGGAUGGCAAUGUCAUCACUUCUCGAUUUGUGAACUUCAGGCUCCCUUGAUAAUGAGGCAUAUCAAGUAUUGAAGAGCUGUACCAUCUUAGUGUGCAGUAAUCUAGCAGUGGAGAGGAUGCCACUCCAGCUGAUGCAACACAAUGAAGAAGCAUAGUGAUACCAUGAGUGAGUUAAGUUAAUAUGAAAUAUGACAGUACCAAGAUUGAUGUGGCAGAGCUCAAGAGCAGGCCAGAGAAGUAGGUUCAAGGGCACAGAUAAAUAGUUCAGCUUGAGAGGAAGGAAUAGGGGCAAGAGAAAGGAAAGAAAGUUUAAAGGAAGGAAAGGAGUCCUAUCCAUUUCCCUCUUACCUCGGUGACAGAGUAGCAGGAUCAUCUGUUGAGAGUGAGCAAGUGUAGAAUAACUUGGGCGCUUGAGGUAAGUGGUGAAAGUUGAGACAUAUGGUAGGAGAGAAUAGGCUGGGAAUAAGGAGAAGCACCGCAGAAGUCCUAUUGAGGGCCCAGUAGGGUUAGGAGCCAUAUUUUAAUGGAGCCAGUUAGAAAGGUUUUGUGACUUUAUGAAGCCCCUGAGCCCAACAGUCUAGGACCGGAAGGGUAGAAGUUAGACUGCUAAAUUCAUGUUUUGGGGAUUUGAGAGGUGGGUACAAUGUAAGGUAGUAAGAAAUUUGGGGGUGCUAGUUGAAAUGAGUGUAGGGUCCAUGUGGGAUAAAUUGAAGGGUAUAAUAUAAAUCACAAGAUUUAAUGUAAGCUUUCAAAGUUUUCUUUCAAAGUUAUGGAAAUUGCUUUAGUGUUGAAGCAUUAAAAUUCACUUAUUUAGUAAA
This is a messenger RNA of Myotis brandtii (Brandt's bat), 9297 nucleotides long. It is a transcript of the gene UBR3, whose product is annotated as ubiquitin protein ligase E3 component n-recognin 3 (putative). The record is from RefSeq and is a predicted model, not a curated record. Gene Ontology annotation, biological process: ubiquitin-dependent protein catabolic process via the N-end rule pathway; protein ubiquitination. The coding region runs from base 42 to 5336 and encodes 1764 amino acids. The transcript is spliced from 40 exons. NCBI's taxonomy places the organism in Eukaryota, Metazoa, Chordata, Mammalia, Chiroptera, Vespertilionidae. Gene Ontology annotation, cellular component: cytoplasm; ubiquitin ligase complex. Gene Ontology annotation, molecular function: zinc ion binding; ubiquitin protein ligase activity.